AUGCAUUAUUGUUUCCUUGUUUUUCUCAAGGCUCAAGUAGAGACCUGCUGGUCUUCUGGACCAAUGGCACCCGACACCUCGAAACAGGAGACAACGCAUCUUCUCGACGAGGUGAAAAUGCCAAAAAGUUGGCCAGUGAUGCAACCGAAACCUACCUGGGAUGUCUUCUUCUUAUGGCCUUGUGGAUGUUUUGUCCCUUUCCUGGCAAUCAUUGCGUAUUUGCUGAUGGUUCUGGUGCUUCUUCUUUUCACCGCUUUGAGCUUGAUCGCAGGGCUCUUCUUCGCACUCCCACUCUCCUGUGGAUGCUGCCACCUCUACUCUUGGAAGUGUAGCCGCGCUUGGAACACAGAUGUUUAUCAGAAACUCAUUUACUUCUUCUACUACUUCCAGCAUCGUGGGAUCAAAGACCCCAAAGCCUCCGCAGAAUUCAUGCCUGUGGAGGGUAUGGCCCCUCGUCGGGUGCUGGAGAAACAAUACUUGGAUUAUGGCCUCAAUAUCCAAGUGCCCAAGGGUGCGGAAGAUCAGUUUUUGGAGCAGUACCUUUCUCCAAAGCUCCUGGAGAACUUCAUUGAAGAUCGGAUGCAUUGGCUGCCAAGACAUGAGCACUGGAAUGAAUUUGGGCCAGACGAGAAUCCGGUCGAUUUUGUGAUGAACCAGCUUUCAGCUGUUUAUCCACAUGUCUACCAGGAGUGGUUAGACAAGCACAGCGAUGAGGCUUUAACCCGCUUCUGCCUCUAUGGACUCGGAGCACAUCGUGUGGAGGUGGAAGUCGUCGAUGGCAAGAAGCACUUCGUGGUGAGGACCAAUGCCUUAUCCGGAUUGCCGGUGCGUCAUGGAUUCGAAAGAUAUGGAGGUGAUGCAUACUUUAGCGAGGAUUGGCGUCCUGUGAUGAUUGUUGACCAAGGCCGUGGCGAUUUGGUGGAAGACUUUCACCAGAAACAGUUCAUCGCUCGACCAGGAGAUGAAGAGUGGGAACGAACUAAGUUUCGCUUUCGCUCCUCCUUAUUCUCCUUGGUGACCAUGGUGGAUCACCUAUACUUUGUUCAUUUGCAAUUGGCCAACUUGUUCGUCACAUCUUUGCGUGAGCAGAUGUCGGAAUCCCAUCCAAUCCGACGCUUCAUGACACCCUUUACCUACCAGACCAUCUCCAUCAAUGACAAUGCGGCACACAACCUUGUAGCACCUCGAACGAUGGGGCCACGUUGCUUUGCACUGACUGACAAGGGCUUCGAGCUGGCUUUCUCCGCAGCACCAUCUCUUCAAGUUUGGGGAUAUGAAGUGCCAAAAUCACAAGGUGGGCCGUGCUUGCACCUCAAAGACUACUUCGCCUACAAGAAGAGCACAGGGGUGGAUACAGAGUACUUUCGUCAAGCUUCUCAGCUCUAUGACAUAUUUUGCAAAUUUGUCACCUCCUACCUUGAGUGCUACUAUGCCAAAAAGGAAGAUCUUGUUCAAGAUCAAGAACUUGUUGCAAUGGCCCAGCACUACUUUGCUCGAUAUGAGGCAGUUUCUGCACAUGCAUUGGGAAGGAUUCGAAUGCCUUGGAUUCAAGCACCCAACAAUGAUGAGGAUGUAUGUGCAGCUUAUGACUUCUACGUGAAUUGGCUCGCAAGUCUUGUGUGGAUGGUCACAGCAGGGCAUGAACAAAUGGGUGCUGUUGAAGUUUAUGCUCAAGAUGCUUCAUGGACGGCCUUCAAGUGGACACAUGGAUCGGCGUGUGGAACCAAGCAGACGGCGACUGCUCAGGCCUUGUUGAUGUCAUUCACAUCAACUCCGAUGCCGAAACUCAUGGGAGAGGAUUGGUCCCAUCUUUUCCCAAAAACAGCUGUCUUGGCAAGUCCAGAGAAGAGCCCAGAAAGUGCUUACAAGACCUUUCAGCAGGAGUUGGCCACAAUGGCUGAUCAGUACAUCGCCAACCUGGCAGCAAUGGAGCAGUCAGCUGAAGCUGGAGGAAGAAGAAAAGGUAAGCAGAUGCAGAGCUGCCUAGAAGAUCCAGGGGAUUCGCAUCGAAUCGCUGCUUUGGGGAUGACAGUGUCAAAAGGAAAAGAUGGCAUUCCGGGAUGGGACGGAAACCCAUCAACAUGGUCGGAAUACAAAAGUGCAGCCUUUUUGUAUGAGGACACAGUCAAGUGGGAGAAUAGAUAUCUCUGUGGACCACGCUUGGCUGCUGAGCUCUCGGGUGCCGCGAAGGCGGCUAUCGGGAACAAGAAACGCGGCUGGCUCCCACGAAGCGAUGGUGUUGAGAAACUCAUUCAUUGCCUCAGGGAUGCCAUGGCCGAACCGGCCCUACCGGAGAUUGCGAACCAGUUGAAGGUGUACUUCAAACUCCUCCGUCGACGCAAGGGUGAAACCAUGUCCGCCUUCUGUGUCAGGCAUCGUGAAGAAUAUGCUCGUACAUGCAAGGCAAUGACUCGAGUCAUGCGAGAACAGAACCAGCUAGAGCUACACCCAAAACAUGCCUGGCACUCCGGACGCAGGUCUUCACAGUCCACGCUUGAGCCCAAUACCAUUCGUCCAGAAGCACGUUCAACACAGACAGGGGAGUCCAGUGAACGUGCCUCGGAGACACCGUCACACGUGGGAGAACAACCUACUGGUGGUGACGAAGAGACCCACACGGCGGAGGAGACGGAGUGGCCAGACUAUACAGACGCCUGGUGGUGGUGGUACCAACCCUAUAUGGGUUGGGAUUGGUCAGGAGAAGAUCUAUGGCAUGAACAACCAUCAGCUCAGUCGGAACCGGCUGGGAAACAGGACAGCGAUGAUGAGGAAGACUUCAUUGAAAUCCUACCUGAUGUCAUCAAGGGCUGGCUGUUGCUGGAAAAGGCAAACAUUGACCACAUGGAGCGCAGCUUGAUCCAAAGUGAAGUCCGCAACAGGUUUUCACUCCAGUCCGUGGAGAAUGCCUUGCGAAGCCACUUCACUGAUGAUGCCAUCAAGAAGAAAGACGGCGAACCACCCCAUGCCAUGUUCGAGAAUGAGGAGGACUUCGAUGAGACCGGUGGCCAACCAGAGGAUGAGAGCUUCUUCGAGGAUCUCUCUGAGGAGGCCAUGGUCUUCUACCAACAGGCCAAGGAAGAAGAGGAAGCAGCAUGGCUUCAGAUCCAACAGGGUCGACAGACUCUCAAGGAGGCUCGUGCCAAACAACAUGAAGUUCGCAUGGGUCGCAAAUUCUUUGAGGUGAAGCGAAAGCCGUUUGGCGGUCGCAUGGGAGAAAGGCAGGCAUUUGGCAAGGGCCAAGGAAAGAAGAGCUAUGGUCCGUGUGCUCGAUGCGGAAAGGGACAUGACACCAAAUUCUGUCCACAAAAGUCGGAGGCUUCCGGCAGUGAUGUCACAUCCUUCGAAGCCGAGGAACACUCUGAGUUCAUCUACGGUCGGGCUCCUGUUUUGAUCUCUGUUGACACCCUGCGGAAACUGGGUGCAAUCAUCGACUUUAAGAAUGAUGAAGCAGUGUUCACCCAGGUCAAUGCACAGAAGCUGAUUUCCCUUCGCCGUUCGUCUGCGGGUCAUCAACUGAUCCCUUUGACGCAAGAUUUCAUGGCGGAAGUCAUGGCAUCGACAGUGACCACGUGGGGAAAUGGAACGAUGAAACCACACUACUUGAUGACCAAGCAAGAAUGCCUCGACGAGUUGACGUCGGGCGGCCACCAGAUCAAGAAUGCCAAGGAGUACUCACUCCCGGAGGUGAGGGUGCUCGUUCGGGAGGCUCGGGUUCACACGGGUCUCACUCCGGACAAGGAGUCAGAGGAGCAAGACUUCCUACGUCAGGUGAACAAAGCCAAUCUGGCGGAACUUCGCGACAUGUGCACCAAGCGGGGGAUCAGCCUGCCGGCCAAGUUUCGCGUGGGAGAAAUGCGGCUCGAGUUGAAGUCAUGGGCUCUGAACACUGGCACGGGGGAGACCGUGUACAAGCUCGGGGGCCGAUGCAAUGGCAUGACCUUUCAGGAGAUUGCCCUGUCAGAUCCGGAGUACCUGAACUGGGCCAAAUCAGAGGUCCAGAAGAAGGACAACAGCCACUGGCAGCUUCGACAGUUGGCCCUGUGGGCCGAGAAGAUGGACAAGGACGAAAUGAGCACCACUCCUCGCGAGCCCAAGACGAUUCAGGAGGCACUCACCAUGAAGAACACGCCCGACAAGAAGAGUGGCUAUCCAACCGAACCGGAGCAGCCACCGCCGGUGACACCUCCUCCCAUGAAGAUACAAGGUCUUCCCUCAUCUCCCGAGAUGGCAGAGAUGACCGAGGUGAUGCGCUCGCUGGCGAUGACGGUGGGGACACUCCAGCGCAAUGUGGAGGAACUGCAGCAGGAGAAAUCUCGCAAGACACGCAGUUCGGCAAGUCGUUCCACGGAAGGAGCUUGGCGGGCGCAUGAGAUUGUGAACUAUUUCAACAAACAUGGUAUUCAACAGGAAGUCAUCCCUGCGGAAGCACAUUGGAAUCUUUCACAUGUGGAGCGCAGCAUUGGGUGGCUAAAAGAACUGUUGAGCAAACUGGUAGGAGAGACGGACGACUCCAGUGUGGAACAACUCUUGGCACAAGCAACCUAUGUCUGGAACCAACAUGAGAAUGUUCGUGGUUACAGUCCUUUCCAACAUGCUCUGGGCAGAACACCAGACUCGGAAGGACGACUAUUCGACAAUCGAGUGCAUGACCUCCCGAUGGAGAUGAUGCAAAACCCAGAUGACGAACACGACAGUGCGGUUCAACUUAGGGCCAGUGCUGCCAAGGUCUUCAUUGAUUGGCAACUACAAGAGAAACUCACUCGUGCACGCAACUCCCGGAAGUACCAACCCAAGGUGGUCACUCCCGGGGACCUGGUGUUCUACUGGCGCACCACGGUUCCAGCCAAUGAGAACCAUUCGUGGAACCGAGGUGUGUACCUCGGACCAGCACGGGUGCUGGCAGUUGAGACAAAGAAGGAUGAGGAUCAUCGACUCCAUCCUAGCAAUGUCGUGUGGUUAGUGAGAGGCACCAAAUUGAUCAAGGUAGCCUUAGAACAGGUGAGACAUGCAUCAGCACGUGAAGCUAGCCUCCACGAGCUGAACAAACCACUACACCUGCCUUGGACCUUCACGGGCAUAGCAGCUGACCUGCAAAAGGGAGAAUACUAUGACCACACUGGGACAGGACCAACAUUCGCACAAAGUUCCUCAGUGGAUCCACAAGAAGGACAGACCACAGACCAUCCCACAGGCGAAGAUUGGCGGCGCUGCAUUCAAGAGUUUCAGCAAGUUCGAGCUUCCGGGUACAUGCCUGAUGCUUUUUCCACAGAUAUGAUUCCUGAAGGUGCCUUGUUGUCAGCAACAGCGAAGUCCAAGAAGUGGAAACAGGACACCAUCAGCUUUAGCUCUCUUUUGAGCACUUGUGAGAAGGGCUUGCGGUGGCGAUGGGCUCUGGAAGGCUUACAAACUACGCAAGAGAGGACACUUUUGAACGCUGCCAUCAGUGCGCAAGAGAAGGGCAGUGCCUGGAUUCGUGCUAUUGCACUGACCUUGGGAAUGAGGCGCUACUUCAAUUGCGAGCCCAAUGUGAUCUCAUUUAAUGCGGCUUGCAGUGCCUGUGAAAAGGCUGCUCAAUGGAUUUGCAGUUUGCAACUCUUCAAGUGGGCAAAGGAGAAAGACCUUCAGGUUGACACGAUCAGCGCGAACGCUUUGCUCGCAACGUGCCGCGGUGCCCGACGCUGGCAAGAGGUCCUACAGCUCUUAAAAGAGCUGAGCCUCGGAAUUUUCUUGGACGACUUAGCUUUGCGCCUGGCCAUUGAGACACACCUGGAUCGCCGAGUUGGUCGUGUCGACCAAGAUACGUUGGAAUUGAUGGACCGCCUCUCAGUGGGCGAGUACGCAGCGCUGACCUGCGCCGGUGUCUUCGACUUUGAGACAGGUCUUCGCCUCAUCAAGGCUCGUGCGGAGGCCAUGGAAUUCGAAGUCUCCGGGGCACGUCCUGGUGCCAAGGCGCAGGGAAUGUGCCUGGUAGUGGGCCUGGACAAGGAUUCGGUGGAGAAGCACUGCAAAGCAAGCUCCAGCAAGGGCGAGAACUGCCAGAUUGCUGCUUGCCUCUUCUCCCGUGCCUUCUCAGUCUCCGGCAGCCUUUCCGCUGUUGAGAGCUUCGUAGAGAAGGCAAAGGCUGCAGGAGCUUUGCACCUCUGGCCAGUUGGAUAG
Messenger RNA from Durusdinium trenchii, 6156 nucleotides. The record is from the annotation of a GenBank genome assembly. Lineage: Eukaryota; Dinophyceae; Suessiales; Symbiodiniaceae.